GUCUCAACCGUCUGCACGUGACGUCAGGGUAACCAUUGGGUCGGAGAUGGCUCUGACCAGAAGACCCAACCAACUACCGACUACUUUCUUCGAUUGAGCCGACAACAUGGUGAAUCUUUACGGUGUCCAGAUUGCUGAGAGUCAGCUCGUCCAUGUCUGUGACUUUCUUCCACCUUUGAUUGGGUCUUGUUGCUAACCUUCGGUAGAAAGCCUUGAGAUCAUUUUUUGGCAUCGGUCACAACGUCGCCGACCGAAUCUGCGCAAAGUUUUCGAUCCACAAAACUGCCCGAAUAUCCCAAUUGACACAGCCGAAGGUCACAGCGAUAACAUCAGAAAUGACCAAAAUGGUUAUAGACACGGAGCUAAAAAGGAAGAUAGCAGACAAUGUGAUACGACUGAAGGAUAUUGGGACGCAUAGAGGGAAACGGCACGCUCUGGUAUGGGUUAUCCGGCCUCUGGGGUUGGUGGGAGGGUUGGCUAACGAAUUGUUGGAAAAUAGGGACUUCCGGUCCGAGGACAGAAGACGAAGAAGCAAAUUGUCAACUCGCGAAGGUUUAACAGACUACAAACUAAUAUAUGAUAAAGCGGAGGUGGUGGCCAUAUUUAUGGUGGGGUGAUGUGAUAUGUGUGGAGGCCGCGGGGAUGUAAUACCGGUAUGAUAUAUGUAAACAUGGCGUCCACGUGUCCAUAGAGCCGGCGUACUUGGGUAGAUCCAGCUGAAAGAGAAUCUGUAGUUUUAAGCAUGAUUCUCAGAGCGGGAAGGUUGAAGAGGAGAAAGAGGAUGGGAGACGUGCCAAUCACACUGUGACUGAUAUGCCUGAACAGCUUUGUGCAUGAAUGUCUGUUGCUGAUAGGUGUGUGCGCCUAAGAACAGCCUCGCGAGUCCCGCAAAUCCGGCCCAGACUCGAUCAGAAAGUGGAAGCUAUUACCAGCAAAGAUAAGUCCGCUAUGGGGAGGCCUAUGGGGCACGAAUGUGCUGGUUGUGAGAUUGUGAUGAACCAGUGGUCUGGCUUUUUCUUGGGGC
Molecule: messenger RNA, 1024 nt
Organism: Tuber aestivum (summer truffle)
Lineage: Eukaryota; Fungi; Ascomycota; Pezizomycetes; Pezizales; Tuberaceae
Source: the annotation of a GenBank genome assembly